Messenger RNA from Scheffersomyces stipitis CBS 6054, 1947 nucleotides. RefSeq lists its product as uncharacterized. The record is from RefSeq and is a predicted model, not a curated record. The transcript has a single exon. Lineage: Eukaryota; Fungi; Ascomycota; Pichiomycetes; Serinales; Debaryomycetaceae. The coding region runs from base 1 to 1947 and encodes 648 amino acids.
AUGCUGUCUCCAGAUGAUCAACCUUCCAUUCCCAGAAGGCCCAAUAAGUCACCAAAAAAGACAAAUAGUACCAUCGUGUCUUCCGAUUGCGGGGAAAUUGAAGCGGAAACGCUAGUAGUCGAACCUCUAGUCCCGAGAAGACCAAAGAGAUCAAGUGCAACAAGUGAUCCAUCCGAUCAAAGCGAGAAUCUUAGCGUAACAAGUUCUUCAAGUUCUUCAAGUUCUUCAAUACCUAUAGUACCUUCACGUCCAAGAAAAAGUGGUCCAGAACCUACUGACGAUAAUACCCAAAUUCAAGAGCCAGCUCCAAUUGCUCAAGUAGUUGAUGCAAUCGUUCCAUCGGAUUUGACUAAAGUAACUGAGGUAGCAGGAGAUGAUUCUCCAUCUCAAGAAGAUAGUGCCGAACCAUUGAAGGAAAAUACUGGACAUGCUCAAGAAGAAGUAAGCGAAGGAAAUAUUGCGGAACUGAUAGCCCAUCCAGUUGAAAAUAUCCUUCAAACAGAAGAAUCGGUUACCUCUACAGUUAACGAAUCUGUUCUUAAUUCGAUGAAGAUCGAUGGGUCUGUUAUUUCGGGAGAUGGAGAUGGAGACAAAACCCCAGGAAAUUCCAAUACAAAGAUUACAUUCAAAGAUGAAGACGACAACAACUCCCAUAUCGGUUCCGAUGAGUCGAGUUUCAACGACGAUGUUGAAACCGUACUGCAAGAAAAGGAUGACAAUGAAUUGAAUUGCAGGCAAGCAGAAAAUGACAUUCCCAAUCUGGAAGGGGAAAGAAGUCAAGAUUCAACAAAAAAGGUUGAGAUUCUCCAGCUUACUUCCUCCAACUUGGAGCAGAGCAAGAGGGAUCUAAGUCAUCAAAUCGUUCAUAAUAAUUAUGAGAAGGCUGAAUACAAGGACGAUGGGCAGCAAUUAAAUACAGAAAAUCCUAAAAAGAAAACCCCAUUUGUUCCGAGACGUCCAAAGCUCUCAGAGACCGAAUUUGAAAAAGAAGCUAAAUUAAGCGUCGAAGACUUGAAACAAGGCAAUAUAUUUAAGGAGGAGAAGGAGGAUGAGGGAACCGAAUCUGAUAUAGGCAGUAAUUCGUCUACUUUGGAUCCACAGCGAACGAGUUUUGUUAUGAAACCUCCUAUCGUUCCUUCACGUCCAAAGAAAAACAUCAAUUCUUCAACAUUACAAGAAGAAGGCAACAAACCCAGAGCCCCACCUCCAAAGCCGAAAAAGUUAGGUUCCAGAAUAGCAGCAUUUCAACAGAUGCUUAUUCAGGAGCCUGCACCUCUGCAAUUAGGCUCAAAACGAGAAUCAAAUCCUCCUCAGUCCUUUAACAAGAAGCUUUCAUCUGAUAAAAUUAAGUUCGCGGAAAGCUUGCAAGGAGUUGUCGGAAAGGGGGUUCCAUUACCUGGCUUGGCCAAUUCGAACUUAAUUCUCAAGGAGAGCACUCAAGACGAAAAGGAAAGAAUAAGAGAUUAUUCCGCUGAACCAAUAAAGACAAGAAACGAUAGAAGAGCAAGAGGUCCAAAAGGGAAAAGACUCCCUAAAUCAUUACAAGAACCAGUUAGAAUUGAAAGUGAAUCAAGAUACAAGUUGGUAUCCUAUGAUUUAUGGGAGGUUAAUCUAUCUUCUCAAUUAAACAAAGCAAAUGAAAGCGAUAAAAUGAAAAAGGGCUCAACAACCGUACUUCCAAAAUUUGGCACUUCUGGAUGUGAGCAUUACACGAAUCUUGCUCCUAUUGACUCUAAAGACAGCCUUGGAGAAGAAAUAAGCGAGACAAAUGUUUCUGCAAAUAAGAAAUUAGAAGAAACAGGCGAUAACCUGAAAGAGGUACCUUCAGAGUCAUCUGUUCUUAAGGGAUCAGACAAAGAGGAGCCAUCCUCAAUAAGUGAUGAUUAUGUUCUGAUUGAGAAAUCGUCUUCACAGGGAGAGGAUCAGGUUGACAACGAUACGGAUUGA